Molecule: messenger RNA, 1342 nt
Organism: Anolis sagrei ordinatus
Lineage: Eukaryota; Metazoa; Chordata; Lepidosauria; Squamata; Anolidae
Gene: KCNRG
Product: potassium channel regulator
Biological process (GO): negative regulation of delayed rectifier potassium channel activity; protein homooligomerization
Cellular component (GO): endoplasmic reticulum
Molecular function (GO): protein binding
Source: RefSeq, a predicted model, not a curated record
AUGAACAAUCAAAGUAUGAUAUCUUUGAAUGUAGGAGGACUGAAAUUCAUAACAUGGUCUUCUACACUGCAGAAAUUCCCUGAGUCUAGGCUGGCAAGAAUGCUAAAUGGCAAUGACCCGGAAUUCAGGUUGGUGAAUGGCGUUAUUUUUGUCGAUCGUGAUGGAGUUCUGUUCAGCUACAUUCUAGACAUCUUACGAACCCUCCAGAUUUCCUUGCCCACUGACUUCUCAGACUACCAGAGGCUGCAAAGGGAGGCUGUUUUCUAUGAGCUCUAUCCUGUGGCCGAUCUCCUAAGUCAAGAACAUUUGCUGAAAUCAAAACCAGAGAUCUUGGAAAUACGGUUCUUGCUCCAAGAAACCCAGGCUUUUUUCCGGGUUUUUGGUUCUUUCAGCCUCACCAUCAGUGAACUCGCUGGAAGGAUCACUGUCUUUGAAGAGAAACUUACAGGGACAAGCUGGAAAAACCAUGAGGUACCUUCUCAGAAGUUUCUGACACCCCUUUUUCUAGAGAAGCCUUCCCAUCAUGAUCUUGUUUUCCAGUGCGGCACUGACUACAAUGAUCAAUUUGUUGCAAGGUAUGUUUCUAUAAAACCUGAUCAAAGGAAACUGUUUAGUGGUGCUAAUGUUCUAGGCCUGUUGAUAGACAUCUUACUGAGAGAAGGGUUUCAUUUAAUAAGCACCAGAACCGUCUCAGCCGAAGAAAAAAUUGAAUGUUAUUGUUUUGAAAGAACAAGGUCUCAAGAACCUCUGGUGAUCAAUACAGGACAAACACAGGGAGACACUACUGAACCACAAAGAAAGGCAACCCAAAUGCACAAAAGGAAAUAACGUCUAUGUGCUGGUACGGCUGUACCAGGAGCUCCAACUUAUUUUCCUUUCUAUUGAGUGUUUGCAUGUAUUCCAAAGUUCCAUGCAUUUUGCAAUAAGGUGGCUUCCCUUGGUUUGCAAUCAUAGGGCCAAUGACCCAUCAAUAAUCAUUAUGUUCUUUAGUUUCGCCCCUUUUUCUGGGUUAAGGAGGGAAAAAGGGGACCUCUAGUUCAGUUCACACAGAGAAGCCUUUCGUACAGGAUGUGAAUCAGUUCCACCUGUAGAAAGCUUCGUCUUUUACAGCUUUGCUGGGGGGAUCCAGUCCCACAGCUCUACAGAGAACUACAGCAUAGCCUUUGUUGGGGAAUUUAGUUCCACAGCUCUACAGUCAGUCUUCGUUGAGAAUUGAAAGCCUUCUUUCCUCUUGGAAAUCUAUGAAAGGACUCUGUUUGGUAAGGACCACUCGCAGCAGCCAUAACGCAAUUUGGACCAGGUGUAGGGGCCCACACCAGCAGAGCUUAAGUCGGAUUGCCCA